This is a messenger RNA of Vicia faba (fava bean), 1479 nucleotides long. NCBI's taxonomy places the organism in Eukaryota, Viridiplantae, Streptophyta, Magnoliopsida, Fabales, Fabaceae. The record is from the annotation of a GenBank genome assembly.
AUGACUGACGGUAAAACCACUGGGGAGGAAAAUUUGCGGCCAGAAAUAACAUUUCCUCCUGAAAUAACGGUUGGAAUUGACAUUGAGACUUGCUCAUAUUGUGUUGCUGUGUGGAACGGUACAGAAGUAGAGUAUGCAGUAAAUAAGAACAACAUGAAGGCAUAUGACCAAGAGACGUUGAUUAAGGCUAAAGUUUUCAAGAUGAGGCGCUUGAUUGGCCGAGCCGAAACUGACCCCGUAACUCAAGUAACUAGAAAUUUGCCUUUUCAGAUGUUGGCCAUUGACGAUGAAUCUCCCUCUAGCAGUCCAGAAGAAUUUCUGACAUCUUAUUUGAAGGACUUAAAACAACUUGCUGAGAGUGUACUGGAACGAUCGGUAAGAGAUUUAGUUCUCACCCAUCCAGUUUCAUUCAAUAGAUUUCAGCUAACUCGGAUACAUGAUACAUGCCGGAAAGCCGGUCUGCAAAUCCUACAGAUGAUACCUCAACCAACAGCCGUGGCUUUCUUGUAUGCACAGCAACAGCUGAAAGCUACUUCUUCUUCUUCUGAUCUUAAAGGUAAGAAAACUGCACUCAUUUUUAAUAUGGAUUCAGGUUAUUGUGAUGUUGCUGUGAUUGCUGCUACAUUAGAAGGAAAAUGCCGGAUGAAAGCCUUGGCAGGUAGUGCUAUAGGUGGAGAGGACGUGAUUGGAAAUACGAUGCGUCUUGUUAUACCAGAUUUUAAAAACAAAUUAAAAAAGAAAGGAAGAAAUAAGAAACUCAAAUCACUUAGAGUAGAAAUACUGAAAGUAAUUCAUGGACUCAAGGACAAGAGAAGUGUUGAGUUUGAUUUAGACUUGGGAGAUGGUCGGAAGAUACGAAAGGUUGUAAAGAAGGGAGAGUUUGAGGAGGUAAACAGAGAAGUUAUUUUAACUUGUGAAAGGCUAAUAAGGCGAUGCUUGCAAGAUUCAAAGAUAAAAGCUAACAGUUUAGAUGAUGUAAUAAUUGUUGGUGAGUUUGGGAAUAUGCUAAAGCUGCAUAACCUUGUUCCUAAAAAGGGUGUUGCUAUGAAUCCUUUGGAAGCUGCACUUUGCGGUGCAGCAGUGGCAGGAGCUGUUGCCUCAGGGAUUAAUGAUCCCUCAAAUUUAAAGUUGUCUAUUUCUCCCAUCACAUCUCAUUCCCUCGGAAUUCGAGCUAAUGGGAACAAAUUUGUGUGUGUCAUUCCUAGGAACACUUCACUACCAGUAAUGGAGGUUAUGAAAUUCACAACCAGUCAUGAAAAUCAAACUGAGGUGUUGAUUCUAGUCUAUGAAGGAGUUCUUAUAAUUGAGGUGGUCAUGGAAAUUGAUAGUCUAAACAAGUUGAGAAUCGGUGCUGGAGUUUUCGGGCCUGUCGAGAUGCCAAAGCCAAUGAUCGAUCCCACAAAAUUUUUGGAUUAUGAGGCACUAAAUAGGAUGUUUGGUGACAAAAUGGAUUUGGCAACUUUCGUCAAGAAGAAAUAA